Messenger RNA from Caenorhabditis elegans, 1466 nucleotides. RefSeq lists its product as uncharacterized. NCBI's taxonomy places the organism in Eukaryota, Metazoa, Nematoda, Chromadorea, Rhabditida, Rhabditidae. The record is from RefSeq and is marked reviewed.
AUAGAAUGUUUAUUUAUUUAUUCAUCCGCAAACAUCACAAUGCAUUCACAAUUUGGAAAGCAUAAAUCAGAUAUAUCUCUGUUAACGCCUGCUCCGCCUUCACCUAAAGCCUUCGGCUUACUGUAUGCUGCUCAUUGGUUAGGAUCAACUGACCCAGAAAUAUGGGAACGUCUAGAGACUUUGGCAAACGAAAAUCAAUGUUUAAUUGAUUUAAGAGAUGAAAAAGUGCCGGGUACUUACGAAACUCAACUAUUUGUCAUUGGAUAUGCUGGAAAUAUUGUUACUGUAUUGAAACAACUUCAAGAUUACAUCGAUGAGCCGAACAAUUUCGACAGAUUUGAUAUCGACCGCCGUCCAAGAAAGGAAACAUUAAAAAUGUGCGUCCCAACCGAUAUGUUUUUGAGUAAAUUUGGUGUGGGUCUUGUAGCUGAAGGACGAAUUACUCAUUACGAGCAAAAUCGUGGUGUCACAAUCAAGACUUAUGCAAUUUCCCAAUCUCAACACGUCAUUUCGGUAUACAGUAAUGAAAAUAACCAUCAGCUCCCAUUGCAUGACUUAGUUGAAUAUUUUGCAUAUCCGUCGCAAUGUUACGAAAAAUCGUUUGCUCAAAAGAUUCCCUACUUGGUGGAUAAUAAGUCUGGACUACUGAACAGGUUUAAGGAUAUCUCAAAACUUGAUGUUAUUAAAACUCCUAGGGAUCAGCUUUGGUUGAUGGCUCUGGACGGAAUGAAAACUGUAGAUGCUCGAGAAUCGAUCCUGCAAGCUCUCCGGGAAAAUCCUGACUCGGCUAGUUUGUAUGUUCGCGCCUGUAAACUGGAGCACUUGCCAUCCUGUAAAAUGGAAUGGUUGCUGCACGCCCUUCAACGCGAUACGCUGGAUGAUAAGAUGAAAAUUAUAAAGCAUGCAGAAACUUAUUUCCGAGGGCCUGCAAUCCUUCAAAUUUUAGAAUCUGCUGUGCUCUCGCUUUCAAAUGACAUACAUAUUGUACGAGAAUUGGCCAUUGCACAUGAAAAAUCGGGAAAUUUCGAGAAAAGCAUGCAAUUCCUCAAAGAUUGCAUUGAUAACAAUUCUUGGAACUCAACGGAACUCACCGCCUCAAUGAUCCAUUGCGAACACGCUGGUGCAAAUCGUACCUCAAAGGUUUAUUUGGAAGCAAUGUAUUCCAUAUUCAACUUUACAACCUCUGAAGAAGCCGCGUUGAUCGAGAUUGUUAAAGUACUUGUAGAAACUGAUUCUCCUCUCUCUGCAAAAUCACUUUCUCUUGAAUUGAUGACGAGAUAUGCAGGAACACCCACUUUUGAGAAGACAAGACAAUUAUUCCAUUCACUGUUUUACACAACUUGCUCAAAGUCUGAUUCUGAAAGAUAUGAUGACACAUUCAUCAAGCACAUGGCAAAGUGGAACAAGAAGCAGCAGGAGCAACAGAAGUGAACUGUGAACUUUAAUACAUGAAUCAUUUAUUGGCG